AUGCAAGCGUUACGGAAAGGGAUUUCAUUGAUUCGACUGCGCGAAAUGUCAACAAGCUGUGUUGCUCAAAAAUUAAGUGGUGAUAACUAUCAAUAUGUUCACAAAAGCGAUAUUCCAACUUAUCAUUUCCAACGAAGUCUUCGACGAUUACCAAUUCCAAAACUUUCAGAUUCGUGUCGCAGACUCACCGAAUCUGCAGAAGCCAUACUACCAAAGGGAGAAUUAGAGUUGCUGAAAGAGUUGGUAAAAGAUUUUGCAGCACAUGAUGGUCCUGAAUUACAAAGAGAGCUCAUAUUACAUGAUAAACGGAAUCUGCAUACAAGCUUCAUAUCAGAACCGUGGUUUGACAUGUACCUUAGCGAUCGCCUUCCAUGUCCCAUUAAUUAUAAUCCAUUCAUGGUUUAUGCUCCAGAUCCAGAUCCAGUUUAUAAUGACCAGCUUACUCGCGCAACAAAUCUAAUUAUUUCGUACGGUCGUAUUAAGCGUGCGCUAGAUGCAGAAUGUUUAGCGCCUGAAAUAUACUACAUGAAUCCCAAGACUGCCACUUCAACACCAUUCAGAUGGGUUUGCAAAAACUUGCCAGAAAAUUUACGAUGGUACGGUGCAGCUGCUUUUGGUGCAUUUCCGUUGGACAUGAGCCAGUACAAAUCACUUUUUGGCGGUACACGUAUUCCACAAAAAGAGAAGGAUUGGCUUAUGCGUUGUGCUGAUUCUAAACAUUUUAUUGUCUUACACAGAGGAAGAAUUUAUUCCGUUGAUUUGUUUGACAAAAACGGUUCAAUUGUUCCUGCAGAACAAGUUCAGGCUUGCCUGUCCAUCAUAUUAUCCGAACAGAGCAACCUAAAAUCGGAAGAAUGCGUAGGAUCUUUAACUUCACUUGAACGCGACCAGUGGGCAAAAGCUCGUUCUGAGUUGUCUUCAAUUGGCAAUAAUUCGGCAAGUUUGGCGCUAAUUGACAAUAGUUUGUUUGCCCUUUGCCUGGAUCCACCGAGAAGUGAUAAUUUAGAUCAACUGGCUGAGAGCUUACUAAGUGGUGGUGACGCUAGGAACAGAUGGUUCGACAAAUGCUUCCAAUUAAUAGUUGAUGCACAAGGUACAGCUGCGAUAAAUUUUGAACAUAGCUGGGGUGAUGGUGUUGCUGUACUUCGUUUAAUGGAAGAAUCAUUCCGUGAUGCGAAACAAAAUCAUUUUGUACAUCCCAAAGAAACCUUCAAUGCCACAGCAUAUUUAGGAAGUCAUUUACGACCAAUUGACUUCAUAUUGACUGAUUCAGUACGUCAAAAGAUUCAGGAAGCUCAAGCAAAACAUGUUGCGACAGGGUCCAGAAUAUGUUACAGUUCUGCAGAAUAUUUUGAUCUAAACCGACAAACUAUCAAACGAUCAAAGCUUUCACCGGACUCUGUUAUACAAUUAGCAAUCCAGCUGACUUUUUAUAAGCUCUUUAAGGAAUUCGUUCCAUCUUACGAAUCUUGCAGUACUGCAGCUUUUCUAAAGGGACGAACAGAAUGUGUACGUUCAGCAACAUCUGCUACGACUAAUACAGUUCUAGCGAUUGAAAGUAACAAAGGUAAUAUUGGAGAACUUCUGAAGAAAUGUUCUGCAGUGCAUUCACAACUAGUGAAAGAAGCUGCAACAGGGCAAGGUUUUGAUCGUCAUUUAAUGGGUUUACGCUGUACCGCUGAACGACUUGGUUGGUUGCAGCCAAAAUUAUUCAGUAGUGAUAUAUACAAAUAUAUGAAUCGUUUCAUCCUGUCAACAUCAACUCUCUCCACAGAAACUAUCACAAUUGGUGGAUUUGGGCCGGUUGUUCCUGAUGGUUUUGGUAUCGGUUACAAUGUACUUAACAGUAAAAUGGGUGCUCUUAUUUCAUCUUAUAAGGAUCAACGUAGUGCAGAUGCAUUUGCAGAUUCACUUGUGGAAAGUUUGGAUAUUUUGAAAAAUAUAAUCAUUAAGCAAUAA
This is a messenger RNA of Brugia malayi, 1959 nucleotides long. RefSeq names its product Choline/Carnitine o-acyltransferase family protein (gene Bma-cpt-2). The record is from RefSeq and is a predicted model, not a curated record. Gene Ontology annotation, molecular function: carnitine O-palmitoyltransferase activity. Gene Ontology annotation, cellular component: mitochondrion. The transcript has 13 exons. Gene Ontology annotation, biological process: fatty acid beta-oxidation. Bases 1 to 1959 code for a protein of 652 amino acids. NCBI's taxonomy places the organism in Eukaryota, Metazoa, Nematoda, Chromadorea, Rhabditida, Onchocercidae.